Messenger RNA from Corvus hawaiiensis (hawaiian crow), 6818 nucleotides. RefSeq names its product WASH complex subunit 4 (gene WASHC4). The record is from RefSeq and is a predicted model, not a curated record. NCBI's taxonomy places the organism in Eukaryota, Metazoa, Chordata, Aves, Passeriformes, Corvidae. Gene Ontology annotation, cellular component: WASH complex; endosome. The transcript is spliced from 34 exons. Gene Ontology annotation, biological process: endosome organization; endosomal transport. Bases 77 to 3598 code for a protein of 1173 amino acids.
GGCGCGGGCGCGGGGCAGGAAGUCCCGUGCGCCUGAGUCAGGGGCGGCCGGGCGGCCGCUGCCGGGGUCGGCGGCGAUGGCGCUGGAGACCCUCUCCCCGGACUGGGAAUUCGACCGCCUCGACGACGGCUCGCAGAAAAUUCAUGCUGAAGUGCAAUUGAAGAAUUAUGGAAAAUUUCUUGAGGAAUAUACAUCUCAGCUGAAGAGAAUUGAAGAUGCUUUGGAUGACUCUGUUGGAGAUGUUUGGGACUUCAGUCUUGAUCCCAUUGCUUUGAAGCUUUUGCCAUAUGAACAGUCCUCCCUACUGGAGCUCAUAAAGACAGAAAACAAGGUUCUAAACAAAGUUAUAACUGUGUAUGCUGCUCUUUGCUGUGAAAUCAAGAAGUUAAAAUAUGAGGCAGAAACUAAAUUUUAUAAUGGCCUCUUGUUUUAUGGAGAAGGAGCCACAGAUUCCAGCAUGGUGGAGGGAGAUUGCCAAAUACAGAUGGGAAGAUUUGUUUCUUUCUUACAGGAGCUGUCUUGCUUUGUUACCCGAUGUUACGAAGUGGUGGUGAAUGUAGUGCAUCAGCUGGCUGUUCUGUAUACCAGCAACAAGAAUGCACCUAAAAUUAUAGAGACAUCUGGAGUUCAUUUUCAGGCAAUGUAUGAGCAUCUAGGAGAGUUGCUCACAGUCUUGAUCACUCUGGAUGAAAUAAUUGACAAUCAUGCCACGCUGAAAGAGCACUGGACCAUGUAUAAGAGGCUGCUGAAAUCUGUCCAUCACAAUCCUUUUAAGUUUGGGAUUCAAGAAGAUAAACUAAAACCAUUUGAAAAACUGCUGUUAAAACUGGAAUGCCAGUUACUUGAUGGAAUGAUAUUUCAGGCUUGUAUAGAGCAACAGUUUGAUUCUUUAAAUGGUGGAGUGUCAGUGUCAAAGAACAGCACAUUUGCUGAAGAAUUUGCUCAUACUCUUCGCACAGCUUUCGCAAACGUUGAAGCCAAACUCGGUGAACCUUCAGAAAUUGACCAGAGAGAUAAAUAUGUGGGCAUCUGUGGCCUCUUUGUACUGCAUUUUCAGAUUUUUCGGACUGUAGACAAGAAAUUUUACAAGUCAUUGUUGGAUGUCUGUAAAAAGGUACCAGCCAUUACAUUAACAGCUAACAUUAUCUGGUUUGCUGACAACUUUCUCAUCCAGAAGAUUCCAGCUGCUGCCAAACUACUGGACAAGAAAAGUAUUCAUACAGUUAAAACACAAAGGGAGAACUUUUUACAGCAGAGGGCACAGUCACUUACCAAAGAUAUGCACUCAUACUAUGUUUUUGUGAGCUCGUGGAUGACAAAAAUGGAAUCUGUCUUGUCCAAGGAGCAACGCACGACGAAGUUCUCUGAAGAUCUUUCUAACCGCUGCAAUGUCUUCAUCCAGGGUUUUCUUUAUGCAUACAGUCUUAGCACCAUCAUUAAAACUACAAUGAAUCUUUACAUGUCAAUGCAAAAACCUGUGACCAAAACCUCAGUAAAAGCCCUGUGCAGACUUGUGGAGCUUCUGAAGGCAAUAGAACAUAUGUUUUACCGAAGGAGCAUGGUUGUGGCAGACUCUGUGACACACAUCACUCAGCAUCUGCAGUAUCAGGCUCUUCACUCUAUUUCUGUGGCCAAGAAAAGGGUAAUUUCUGAUAAAAAGUACAGUGAGCAACGCCUGGAUGUCCUCUCUGCUUUAGUGUUGGCUGAGAACACCCUAAAUGGGCCAAGUACGAAACAGAGGCGACUGAUUGUUUCCCUUGCACUGAGUGUGGGAACACAGAUGAAAACAUUUAAAGAUGAGGAACUUAUUCCCCUUCAGUUAGUUCUGAAAAAACUGGACUUGAUCAGUGAACUCACAGAGAGAGUUCGGGCACAAUGUGACUGUUGUUUCUUGUACUGGCAUCGAGCUGUCUUUCCAAUCUAUUUAGAUGAUGUCUAUGAAAGUGCAGUGGAUUCUGCUAGACUACAUUAUAUGUUUAGUGCACUACGGGACUGUGUACCUGCUAUGAUGCAUGCAAGACACUUGGAAUCUUACGAGGUGCUUCUGGAAUGCUAUGACAAAGAAAUCAUGGAAGUGCUCAAUGAGCACUUGCUGGACAAAUUGUGUAAAGAGAUAGAAAAGGACCUGCGCUUAUCAGUUCACACACACCUGAAGCUGGAUGACAGAAACCCCUUCAGAGUUGGCAUGAAGGACCUGGCUCACUUCUUCUUUCUGAACCCAAUACGUUUUUUCAAUCGAUUCAUUGACAUAAAAGCUUAUGUAACUCAUUACUUGGACAAGACCUUCUACAACUUAACGACCGUAGCUCUUCACGACUGGGCCACCUACAGUGAGAUGAGAAACUUGGCAACCCAGCGCUAUGGUUUAAGUAUGACUGAGGCACACCUUCCCAGCCAGACUCUGGAGCAGGGUCUGGAUGUUUUGGAAAUCAUGAGAAAUAUUCAUGUUUUUGUAUCCCGCUACCUCUACAAUCUGAACAAUCAGAUCUUCAUUGAAAGAACAAGUAAUAACAAACACUUGAACACCAUCAAUAUCCGACACAUUGCUAAUUCAAUUCGAACUCACGGAACAGGAAUCAUGAACACAACAGUAAACUUCACUUACCAAUUCUUGAGGAAAAAGUUUUACAUUUUUAGCCAGUUCAUGUAUGAUGAACAUAUCAAAUCCAGACUUAUCAAAGACAUCAGAUUCUUCAGGGAAGUCAAGGAUCAAAAUGAUCACAAGUAUCCCUUUGAAAGAGCAGAUAAAUUCAACCGUGGCAUCAGAAAACUUGGAAUAACCCCGGAUGGCCAGAGCUAUCUUGACCAGUUCAGACAACUCAUAAGUCAAAUUGGCAAUGCUAUGGGCUAUGUACGAAUGAUAAGAUCUGGUGGACUUCACUGCUGUAGUAGUGCAAUUAGGUUUGUUCCUGAUCUGGAAGAUAUUGUUAACUUUGAAGAGCUGGUGAAAGAAGAAGGACUCUCAGAAGAAACACAAAAAGCAGCAAGGCAGCUGGACUCUGUGCUCAGUGACCUCACCCGGAACUUUGCAGAGGGAACAGAGUACUUCAAAAUGCUGGUGGAUGUCUUUGCUCCCGAGUUCCGCAGCCCGAAGAACAUGCACUUGCGGAACUUCUACAUCAUUGUUCCCCCCCUGACCCUCAAUUUUGUAGAGCAUUCGAUCAGUUGCAAGGAGAAAUUGAAUAAGAAGAACAAAAGUGGAGCAGCUUUCACUGAUGAUGGGUUUGCCAUGGGUGUGGCUUACAUUCUGAAGCUUUUGGAUCAGUACCAGGAGUUUGAUUCUCUGCACUGGUUCCAGUCUGUUAGAGAGAAGUAUGUGAAGGAAAUAAGAGCAGUAGCUAAGCAACAGAACGUGCAGUCCUCUAAUCAAGAUGAAAAACUACUACAGACUAUGAACCUUACCCACAAGCGGCUGGAAGUUUGUUUACAGGAAUUUGAACUCCUUUAUUUCUCACUAAGUAGUGCAAGAAUUUUUUUCAGAGCAGAUAAAACUGCAGCAGAAGAAAGCCAGGAAAAGAAAGAAAAAGAAGAAGAAUCUGGUAAAGCAAGCAACGGAGAUCUUUCUAACUCUACGCCUGCAGAGCCUGUUGUGAAAUGACAUGGCUGAGCUUCUCCAGGUUAAAAUGAAGGAUGAGAAACGAAGAAAGCAAAUCCAAAACCCAAAGCAAGUACUUCAAGCCCUUCUCUGUCAGCCCUUCAGCAUUUGAGGCGCCUCUGUGACUACAAACUACAUAACUACCACCACCACUAAAAAUCUGGAUCAGAUCUCUGUGAAGAAAUUUAUUUGCAGCUGAGAUGACAACACAAGUCUGCAAGUGCAGAAUUCAGAGGUGAAUAAUUCACAGCAAGCUAUACCACAUUGUGUUCCAUAAGGCAUUUCCUUUCAAGGACCAUCCUGUGGAACGGACUCACUCUCAGGACAGGGCCAGCCAUACACUUUUUGACAAAGGGAUGUAUUUUAGAAUAGCAGUCCAGUGGGCAAAGGAGGAGGAAUGUAGAGCAAUCCCACCAAGAGAGUUAUGUGCAUUGUUAAGUGGGAUGACAGUCCAUACAGAGCAAUUUAACAGGAAGAUACAUGCAAAGAAAUGGAAUGCUUUAGGAACAGCAGACACAAGGCUUCAUGGCAGUUCAGAAAGAAUUGUACUCAGUGAUACUGCAUCACCACCUCAGCUGUACAACAGUAGGCCCAUACAAAGCUGUUUAUCGUCACUUGGAUUGCCUCCAUCUGAAAAGCUCCCAUGGAUCUGAAGGGCUCUAGUUGAGCACAAUAUUUGAUCAGUUGCCUAACUUGGCGAAAACAGGUGUAACUGCUGAGUUGAUGGUUAAAAGCUUUGUGUCUGCUUGGAAAUGAAAUCACAAGUAUUACUGAGCUACUGUGAAUUUAAGCAAUGAGCUCUCCAAAGUUCACAAUGAACAAUGAUGCAGACAGAAUGGCUGAUGAAAACAUUUCAUUUUCCCUUUCACAUUUGUUACCUUUUCAUUUUCUUUCCUUUUCGGUAACCUGCUAUACUUUGCCAUGGACACGUCAUGUUCUGUAGACAAGGAAUAUUAUUUUUUUUUAGAAAUGUGAUGUGUGUGUGCACAGAUUAAACAUGUCUUCUGUGCUCUAACAGCUGCAUAUGAAUAGAAACAAACAAAACAGGGACACAUACCAUUGCUAGCAAGGCCAAAGAGAUCCUUCAAUGUGCUUACUUCUGGAAAAGAGAAACCAAAUAUUCCAAGUAAAAUCAGCUUUUAACACUUGGUUCAACUGAGACCAUUUAUGGCAUAUUUACUGCCCAAGUCACUCCAGCCCUUUCACAGCAGAGAUCUGUACAUUGCACCUAUCUUGAAAAUGCUAAACCAGAUCAGCUGCUGGAGAAAUGAAUAAGUAGAUUAAGGGUGGAGUGAGUUUAUUUUAUUGAGCAAGUUGUCACUAUGAAAAAGAUGCCUUAUCUGCCAGUGUCAUUUCUCCAAAGAAGCACCAUUUCAGUAUGUUUAUUCUGACAAAAGAUCCUAAAAAACCAGCAGUUCUGAACAACUUCCUGACAGUGCUUAAGUGAUACUGAGAAAUUUAAGAUCCAGAGAUGCAUGAACUAAAGCCUUUUCCCUGUACAUGAAUCUGUAAUGUGGAACAUUUUUUGCUAAGCUGCUCUGUGAAAAGAGAUACGUAUCUAACACACCUGACUGCUGGCUAUGAUGCUUGCAUUACAAACACUGGCCAUGAGUUUCUGAUACAGGUAGAGAGAAGACAGACUGAACAGGCAACUUUAGCUUCACAAGUUUUGGGCACAAACUACUCUUAGUGUCCCCACCAACAUAUGCUACAACUGGCAAAACUCUCUCAAAAGGCUACAAAGAAAGCACAAUCACAAGAACAGACAUUAUGCAACUGUGAAAAUACCAAGGGGAAACUGUAGGAUGUCAUCAUGGUCUCUGAUUAUUUUUAACAUCGUACUCAUUAAUCAGUUUCACUCCCCCUUUUUUUCCCCAGACUGCUUCAUUAUGACUCAGAUGCAGAAAGACAGAAAUUUUUUCCACAUGUAACUAACUUGUAUCUAAAGGUUUCAACAGUAUUCAAUGUGUAGAUGUAACAAGAUCAAAAGUAAAAACAGUGACAGAGUUAAUCUUCCUUGCUUCCUUGUUUAAUCCCUCUAUGAAAUUCCAAUAUGGCCAAGUCUCUACUAAAAAUCGUGUCUUACAAACUGCAUCAGAAAAAAAUGGAUGCUGUGAUGGAUAGAAUAAAAAAAAAAAAAUUGACAUCCAGGGAAUUUGAAGAAACUUUCAUUUUUUGUCAUGCAGCAGCUGAAGCUUUGGUUGCAGGCUUCAUAUGCAUUUUUUGUACCUUUUUUUAAUGAAAAGCGGGAAGAACCCAUAAAUAUGGAAACAGAAUUACUAUCUCUGAGUCACAUUAAAGAGGUGGGGAAGUGUUUAUAGAAUCAACAUCCUACCAUCCAAAUCCCGCUGUAUAUUUAACAGUUAUGAUAAACAAUGUAUUCAUUAACAUAGACACCUGGAUGUCUUCACAAUUUCAAAUCAGAUACUAUCAGGAACUUAAACCAGUCGUUAUUUUGCUGUAGUUGUUUUGUCUCCCACCAAAAUGAUGUCUACAAGAAGGAUGCAAGUGGGACUGUAACAAGUGAAAUGAGCAGUGGGCUUUAAAAAAAAAAAAAGGAAAGAAAGAAAGAAAUGCUGCUAUAAAAACUCACAUUUCUAUUGCAUAAGUAGGUAAGAGUGUCCUUGACCUUGAAUAUGAGCUUGUUUCUUUUGAAAUUACAUCAAAUAUUUGCAUUACUGCCUCGCUGUUUAAGUAAUGAAUUUCCAAAUUUGUGAAAUCAGGUAACUUGGAACUACCCUUGCAUGGCAAGGACUUAAAGAGGACUGCUUCCUUAAAAAGGAGGGAAUAUACUGUUCCCUGAAGUUAGAACAACAUUCUUGCUUGUGCUUGUCAAACAGCCCCAAACUUCUGAAGUGGGAUAAAUACUGUUUGCAAGCCCAAUUCACUGCUGAAUUUCCCUUCUGGCAAUUAUAACAUCAAUGACUUCACUGAAAUUACACUGGUGUAAAAGCAGGGUGACCCAACAAAGAACAAAGCUGUAUUUUUAAACUUGCACCAUAUGGUGCAUAAAAUGUUAUGUGGUGAACUUGAACUGGUUUUGUCUGAGUAAAAGCAUGCACCUGUCAAUGAAAUUCUGUAGCAGAAAAAAAAACCUAAAAAACUUUUCUGUGAAUCACCAAAGAACAAAUUAAUACAUGGCAUUAUGUCUCAGUUUAUGGUGCAAUAAGCAAGAAGGAACACAUGAGGAAAACAGAAACUUAGAAUAAAAUUUACCUGUGAG